UGAAAAUUGGGUGUGGUCUUGUCAUAAAAGAACCUCUUGCCCCAAAACCCUAGCCUAACCCCCUCCAUUUCUUCCUCUUCUCUCUCAAGCGCUUUCAUGGCGGAAACCAAUAACCAAGAAGAACCUGCAUUGCACGCCACUAAGCGCACUAAACACGAUGCCACCCCCGAUGUCGAUCCUCUCGACCGCCCCAAGAAAACUCUUAAGCUCGAUUCUUUCGAUGACAAGAACCCAAUCGCCGGGAGUUUGGACGGAAAAUCCACCAUUGACGAAGCCAAAGAUGCCCAAAUCGAAGCUGGUCCCGAAGAGGACGAGAACGGCGAAUAUGACGAUGAAGAUUACGGAUCCGACGAGGACGAGGAUGGCGAAGAAGAAGAAGAUGAUGAGAAGUCGAAGAAUAAUGGAGAGGCGGAUCGCAAGGGGAAGGGGAUUAUGAGGGACGACAAGGGAAAAGGAAAAUUGAUUCUUGAAGAAGAAGAAGAUGACAACGAUGAUGAUGACAGUGACGACGAUGAUUCGAGCGAUGGCGGAGGCAGUGAGUUGGACAGCGAUUUGUCGGAUGAUCCGCUCGCGGAGGUCGAUUUGGAUAACAUUCUUCCGUCAAGGACUCGGCGGAAGCAGCCUCCGCCUCCUGGAGUUCACAUUGCCAAUGAUCUCGGAAACGACGACGAUGAUAGUGAUGAUAGUGAUGCUUGAGUUUGGAUUGAGGGAAGGUUAGUUAGUCUAGUCAAUACUUUUAGCAGGAUUUGACCACCUAUGAAAUAGUUAUUUUCGGAGUUAGUAAGAUUAAUCUCAUUGCUUUCGCUUCAAGGUCAAUGCGGCUAUGUUUGUUGUUGAAAACUUGAUGUAACUAAGUCUUUCUUCUUGAUAUAAAGAUCAUGCCUUUUUCUUUAUAU
Molecule: messenger RNA, 896 nt
Organism: Morus notabilis
Lineage: Eukaryota; Viridiplantae; Streptophyta; Magnoliopsida; Rosales; Moraceae
Product: prostatic spermine-binding protein
Exons: 1
Coding region: 97-696 (199 amino acids)
Source: RefSeq, a predicted model, not a curated record